Molecule: messenger RNA, 1116 nt
Organism: Pyrenophora tritici-repentis Pt-1C-BFP
Lineage: Eukaryota; Fungi; Ascomycota; Dothideomycetes; Pleosporales; Pleosporaceae
Product: MSS4, Phosphatidylinositol-4-phosphate 5-kinase
Biological process (GO): phosphatidylinositol phosphate biosynthetic process
Cellular component (GO): plasma membrane
Molecular function (GO): 1-phosphatidylinositol-4-phosphate 5-kinase activity
Source: RefSeq, a predicted model, not a curated record
AUGGGACGUCGAGAUCGCCUCAUUAGCACAUCUAUCCUGGGCGCAAUCUUCAAAUCCGAUUCACCCAGGAAAGAUGAGAGUGAACGCCCAGGCCUGUUCGCGCGCAUUUGGGCCUUCUUUGCUCUCUUCAGCCUUACCCUAGCCCGAUAUCGCGCAUCACUGUUUAAGAAGCUGAGGAAUGAAACAUGGGAGAUCGAAGAGGAAGAAUAUACAGAGAGCUUCCGCAGUCCCAGCAAGAGCAAGCGGACAGAUCUCGUCGCCAUCGGAGACUUGGGCUACUCUGGAUCGACUUUCUUUACGACACCAAACUCCAAGUUCCUUAUCAAAUCGCUGCCCCGGAAAUUCGAACAGUCGUUCUUUCGCGACCGUCUUCUCGCACCCUAUGUCGAACACAUGGAGCUCAACGAGGACUCCUUGCUAGUCCGAAUAACAGACCUCCUAUACUGCCCUACCGCCACCAUUGGAGCUGCACUGGGCACCGCACCAAGCCAUCAUAUCAUAAUGGAGAACAUUCUCUAUGGAAAGUCGAGCUGCGGCAAGGACCAACAGAAGCGAUGGGAGACGUAUGAUUUGAAGCCAAACGACUACUUCUACCCUGAACGUGACGUAGCAAACGGAAAACUAGCUCCAGAGAGUGUCAAGAAGCGACUUAUCGAUGAAUUCGAGGAUAAGAUUAGAGUAACGAUUGAUCAAAAGGAGGAGCUCAUUGCGCAGCUAUCUCGCGAUUCCAAGAUCCUGCAAGCCAACAAUGCGGUCGACUACUCACUAUUCCUCGUCCGGUACCCAGCCGACCUUGGAUCGUCCGAGAACGACAAAGUCCCACCACCCCCAGGUCGCGGAUCCCCAUGGCGUAGUGGUAUUGUGUCGCGUGAUGGCAAGUGGGUCUAUCGGGCCAUUAUCCUCGACUUCUUUUGGGCGAAGGAUGCCCUCCAGGCGAAGACACUAACUAGCUUGGUCAAACUAUUCAACGCUGUCAAGCCCGGGAGGGACCAUGGUCCAAUGAGCAUAACUACUACAAGCGAUGAGUACAGGCAGAGGUUCCUCGGUAUGGUAGAGGACAUGGUUGAGGUUCCAGAUAGUGCCGGCAGACCUGCGGGAAAGUCACAGGAUGAUUAA